Messenger RNA from Oikopleura dioica, 753 nucleotides. The record is from the annotation of a GenBank genome assembly. Lineage: Eukaryota; Metazoa; Chordata; Appendicularia; Copelata; Oikopleuridae.
AUGAAGAGAAAGUUGGACGACGAAAUCGUGACAUUCGACUUGUGCGUUAUUGGCAGCUCCACCAAAUGCUCCGUUCAAAAGAACGAUCUGACUACAGACUGGCUUUUGGGCAAAAUUGAAGAGAUUACUUCGAAAAAUGAUCAUCGACUAGUUCCGUCGAUGCAGUUCAUUUCCAUUUGGGAUGGAAACGAUCUCCUGCGGCCGUCAUUUCAAAUUCUUGACGAUUUGGACUCUUCGAAGGACACAAGUCUUUGUAAGCGAGGGUUCAAGUCUGGAAUGCGCAUUGAAGUCCUUCCACAUGCGCCGCCGUGUGAUAUUACUGAAGAAGAAGAGCUAGAUUUCGUAGAACUGCUUCUGAGCAAAGAUUUCUUCCGUGCUCUCCGAGACCAAUUUUUAAGGACCCGCUGGGACCGACAAAUCCAGAACAAUAUCAUGAUUUCGCAAGAGUCUAAAGAACACGGCCGCUACUUUAUAUCUGGACCGAAAAGUGUUUUCGAUCACCCAGAGCUGAUUGACCAAAAAUUCCUUGGACAAAGAAUUCCGCUUGGAGAUCGGCAUCUUAUGCGUUCCUUCAUCGCUGGGAACUCAAGAAAAACUCCAGAAGCAAAAUAUUACUUCGAAGAUGAUCUUUCCUUUAUCAAACAAUUGAUGCUUGACGAUGGUUUUACGCUCAAAGAGUGGAACGAUGUCGUUGACACAGCGCCAGAAAAAAUCUUCUACGAUCGAUUCAACGAUCAUACUCUCAUUGAAUAA